Molecule: messenger RNA, 2385 nt
Organism: Notechis scutatus (mainland tiger snake)
Lineage: Eukaryota; Metazoa; Chordata; Lepidosauria; Squamata; Elapidae
Source: RefSeq, a predicted model, not a curated record
AAAUUUGGGAAUAGAUUGCUAUAGUAUAUGAGACAUCAUACUGCCUACCCUGUUCCUAUAGCUUUGAGAUUUCUUUCUGGAGACAGAAAAAAAUAUUGGUUUUCUUGCAUCCAGGUCCGCUUCCCAUCUCACUUCAGCUCAGAUCUGAAGGACCUGUUGCGUAACCUGCUACAGGUAGACCUCACCAAACGCUUUGGCAACCUCAAAAAUGGAGUCAACGACAUCAAGAAUCACAAGUGGUUUGCAACCACUGAUUGGAUUGCCAUCUACCAACGGAAGGUGGAAGCUCCUUUUAUACCAAAGUGCAAAGGACCUGGCGACACAAGUAACUUUGAUGACUAUGAGGAAGAGGAGAUCCGGGUGUCUAUCACUGAAAAAUGCGUCAAAGAGUUUGCAGAAUUUUAGGGCCAGCCCCCUUUGCUUUGUGUGCCCAGGAAAAGAAAGGGCUGGAUUUGAUCAGCCUCAAGGGCCAGAGUUCCUUGCCUAUUUGUUAAUUUUGGGAGGUGGGAGAGUGUUGGGGUUCACCUGGAUCUGUUUGGGCAGAAGAAAGAAAAGGGGAAAUCAUUUGAAGCUGUGGAAAAGACAGUAGUCUGAAUGUCAUCCAUCCACCAUCCACUGCAAGCUAUAAGGUGGCUCCCAGCCAUUCUCAGGCAGUUUUUAAAACAAAUUCCCUUCCUGCUCACAUUGACUCCAAUCGAUAACACAAACCCUAAUUGGACAGUCCCUGAUUUUUUUGGUGGCUUUUUAUUUUUAAGGGAAAGGGAAUACUUUGUAAUUCAUCACCAUCUCUAAUGAUUUGGUUCAUGGGGCAUUGCAAAAAAGAAAAAAAAAAGAAGGGAAUUGGGGGGAAGGCAGAAAGUAAACACAUCCACAACAGCACUUUGGUGUUUAGACCAGCAUUAAAUGGGUUCCAACCCAAUUGUCUCGCCUCCCACUGUGAGACAACCCUAUCCUUUUAUCAAUUGCCCUUUCCUCCCCUAUCCCUUUCCAAGGCUCAUUUUAUUAACUUUAAAGAAAAAGUUUAAAGACAUAGUUGACUGGCUUAAAAAAGGUUUUAACAGUCUAGGUGGGGGCAAUGCUUUUAUAUGCUGUUUCCAGCACAGUUAAAUGAAAUUCAGCAGGAAUUUUAAUUCUGUAAAAACAGCUGGAUUUUAGCAUGAAGAAUAUGUGGUUUCUUUUCUUUUCUUUCUUUCUACACUUGAUUUCAUAUCUUUGUCCCUAGUUUUGGGAAAGAAAGAGGCAAUAAUAUUCACACUUGCAGAAGGGGGACAAUGACUGGCUGCAGCUGGAGCAGGAAUACUAUGGGAAGAAACACCGUUUGAAUGUGUAUUUCCAAAACCCAUUCUUUUUGCUUCUCAGCUACCCUCACCCCCUCCAAAAUGUAUCUCAAGAUCAGUUCUUCUGCAUAAGGUAACUGCUGGAGUAUUUGAAUGAAUGAGAAGGAAGCAGGAUUUGUGAAAGAUGAGAAUCUAGCUAUUUGUCACUGUCUGAAGAGGUUUGUCCCCUUUAGUAGCAAUUAAAAUGGGGAUAAAAAACACACAUAGUUGGCAAGACACAUUGGCCGGAUAUGAUUCUUCCUAUUCCAGCCCAAACCUCAAUGUUGGUGAUGCAUGGAUCUCUGGGUGUGGACGCUCCAUUACUUCAGUCCUUAAGAUCUCUAGACACCUGCUCUGGUUUUAUGCUAAGAUAACAAGGGAAGGAUGGCAAACCUAACCCUGAUAAUAAAGAUGGUGAGAUUUACAAACAAAAAUAGACAAAACCCAUUCACUUGUGCCAUGCAGACAAGGGAGUGACCAGUUUUGGUCUGUUGUUGAGAUUGGAAAUACGAAGUGGCAUCUGUUUAGAGUCUUUUCUCUGAAAAGACGGAAGCAGUUGGAGUUGGACUCAAACGAUGUGGAGGGAAGGCAGCUUGUUGUUUUGUCCUGAAUUUUUCUGAUACCCCCCCCCCCCCUUCAUCUUUCCAACGCAAUGCCUCCUUGUGUUCUGUCUUCACCUACCUGACUCCAGAUACACUCUUUCUAAUUUCACAGUUUAAGUUUCUUCCGUUCUUCCAUGGCUGGAGAGCAGAGCAAGCACCUUUGGAUUGAUAGAUGUAAUCUGCACAGAAGUGCUAUUAGGAUCAGACAAGCUUUAUUUACCUCCACUCCAACUUUUCAUCAUCCCUUCCCACCAAGAAGCUCCUAUAAUCCCAUUUUUGUGAAGUUGGGGAGAGGUAGGCUUAAAGCCAUCUGCUCCCAGUUUUGGAAGAAACAAAAACCACUUCUGUGUAAUCCAACAAAACUUGUUUCACUGAGAAAAAACAAACAAACCCUACUUCCUCUUUAACAGUGUGCUUUGUUGUAAACAUAUUUGAAACUAUUACCAAUAAAGUUUUGUUUAAAAAAA